Penicillium samsonianum is the source of this 1092-nucleotide messenger RNA. RefSeq names its product putative oxidoreductase, 2OG-Fe(II) oxygenase family. NCBI's taxonomy places the organism in Eukaryota, Fungi, Ascomycota, Eurotiomycetes, Eurotiales, Aspergillaceae. Gene Ontology annotation, molecular function: dioxygenase activity. The record is from RefSeq and is a predicted model, not a curated record. The transcript is spliced from 2 exons. Bases 1 to 1092 code for a protein of 363 amino acids.
AUGCAGUCUCAGACCGAUAAAAAGGAUAUCCUCAACAACUUCCCAGGGCUUGCACCCUUCCCAGAUGACGUCUCUACAGCACCCCUGCUUCGACUAUCGUCCGGAAAGCUGCUAGCAGGUGACCAUACAGAGCAUGAAAGACUGUUCCAAGCAUCUACCGAUAUUGGAUUCUUCUAUCUCGAUUUAACCGACUCAGAGCAAGGCUCAUCACUCCUCGGCGACGCAGAUAAUCUGUUCCAAGUCGGCGAGAGACUAUUUGAGCUGAGUCUUGAGGAGAAACAACAGUAUGAUUUCAGCGGACAGAAUUCUUACUUUGGAUACAAAGCGCAGGGAGCUGCGGUGGUUGACAAGCAGGGGAAUCUGGACCGGAACGAGUUCUACAAUGUUUCCAAAGACGAUAUUUUAGGCGUCAGUGAUCCUCUGCCAGCACCAGAGACCCUGAAUAAAAGCCGAGCCCGACUGGGAUCAUUCAUGCAAGGAUCACAUGCAAUCGUAACCCUAAUUCUGGACAUCCUGAACGAUCAACUUGCCCUACCAAAAGACACGUUAUCCAAUCUACACCGACAACAAGCGGUAAGCGGUGACCAGGUGCGGUUCGUCAAAGCCCCACCACAGCCAGUAGACGACAGACGCACCGCGCUGGGCCAGCACACCGACUUUGGAAGCGUGACGGUUCUUUUCAACCGACUGGGGGGACUGCAAGUGCUACCGCCCGGUGCUGAUGCCGAAUGGGUCUAUGUCAGACCACUUCCUGGUCAUGCUAUUGUAAACCUUGGGGAUGCAAUGGUCAAGUUUACGAAUGGGCUGUUUCGGUCGAACAUUCACCGGGUUGUGGCACCGCCGGGGCUCCAGGCUGAGUCGACGCGGUACAGUCUCGUGUACUUUGCACGACCUGAGGAUAGUGUGAUGUUGCGUCGGUUGGAGGGAUCUAAUCGGAUUCCUCUUAUGGAAGAUGGUGAGAGUGAAGAGGAAAUCAAUAGCAAGGACUGGAUUAUUCGGCGGGCUUUGGGUCGUCGGGUGGACCGUGUUAAUGAUCUUGAUUUUGAGAAGUCUGCAGGGACGGAGCAACUAAGUCGGAGGAUCAAGGUUUAG